Molecule: messenger RNA, 915 nt
Organism: Spinacia oleracea (spinach)
Lineage: Eukaryota; Viridiplantae; Streptophyta; Magnoliopsida; Caryophyllales; Amaranthaceae
Exons: 2
Coding region: 1-915 (304 amino acids)
Molecular function (GO): zinc ion binding; nucleic acid binding
Source: RefSeq, a predicted model, not a curated record
AUGGGGGUGGAUAACCCUACCCCGAAUGAUCCCCCAGAUGAUAUCAACAUGUUAGAUCACCAACAAGAAGCUUCUAUCGAUCAGCAAGAACAAUCAACCGUUGCAUCAACAAAGAAAAUUAACUCCUUUCGAGAAGUAGUAGAAAAUUCGAGCCAAUGGUUUGCGGAGGCACGAAAGAUCAUAACAUCAUCCACCGAAUGGGAAGAAUCAGAUGCCAUAGCACCUGAAGGAAAAUUCACAAUACAAUUUAAUAAAAAUACUUUGGAUAGGCUGAGAGCCCCAUGGAAGUUAACCCUAAUGGGUAAGUGUCUUGGAAUAAAUAUUAGACCUUCGUAUAUGGAAACACGGGUUCGAGCGAUGUGGAGAAUCAAAGGAUCCUUGGAGAUCAUUAAUUAUUUGAUGAUCACAACUUGGAAACCAAAUUUUAGACCAUCUACAAACGCAUUUGACACCAUGUCGGUAUGGAUUAGAAUAGAUGAGUUACCCGUUGAGUAUUAUGAUAAAGAAGCAUUAUUUGAGAUUUCAAGAGUGGUGGGUAAGCCCAUAAGGGUUGAUUAUGCAACAGAUAAAAUAACACGGGGAAGAUAUGCUCGUGUUUGUGUGGAAAUUGAUCUGUCAAAACCCUUAAUCACCAAAGUGUGGGUAGGUGGAGGAUGGCAACAUAUCCAGUAUGAAAGUAUAUCUCUACUGUGUUUUGGUUGUGGAAGAAUUGGUCAUGUUCACCUUCAAUGUCCAGAAAAGGAAGCAACACCUUCAUUGAGUGCCUCUGGUAAGGCAACUGGUUUAGAUCCAUGCGUUCCAAAUGGUCAAAUGCGAGCCCAAGAAAUGCCAAACAUGACCCAAGCAAUUCUGGAAAGAAAGCCCAAGGACGUGGGGGAGAAAAAAUUGACACAUAUGGGCCUUAGACUUUGGUAA